AUGGCACUGCGGUUUGAAGCCCUGUAUCCUGAGGGGAUGUGUCCAGGCUGGAGCGUCGUGGUCAAGGGUGAAACCAGUUCCAGUGCAAGCAUGUUUGAAAUUAAUUUGCUCUGUGAUCCUGGGGAUCAAAUUGCUCUUCACUUUAACCCUCGCUUCUCCAGCUCCAGAAUCAUCUGCAACUCCUUCCUUGCCAACCACUGGGGGAAGGAAGAGGUUAAUAACACCUUUCCCUUCGAAGCAAAGGAGCCAUUCCAGGUGGAAAUCUACUCUGACCAGGACUUUUUCCAUGUUUUCAUCGAUGAAAACAAAAUCUUGCAGUACAAGCACAGGCAGAAGAAGCUUUCAUCCAUCACCAAGCUGCAGAUUCUCAAUGACAUCACCAUUUCUUCAGUGGAAAUCACCAAACGAGGCCUUUAG
Messenger RNA from Pogoniulus pusillus (Red-fronted tinkerbird), 417 nucleotides. It is a transcript of the gene GRIFIN, whose product is annotated as galectin-related inter-fiber protein. Bases 1 to 417 code for a protein of 138 amino acids. The transcript has 4 exons. The record is from RefSeq and is a predicted model, not a curated record. Gene Ontology annotation, molecular function: carbohydrate binding. Lineage: Eukaryota; Metazoa; Chordata; Aves; Piciformes; Lybiidae.